AUGGACAGGAAGCUGACGCGGCUGCCUCGCCAGCCGGCGCAGCCGUCGGCGUCUGCGAACAGCGCGGUGUGGCCCGUGGGGCUGCUCGUCGCGCUCUGCUUCACGACGCUGCCGCUCUUCCUCGCGCUGUCCCCGGGGCGGCCAACCUUGCCCAACGUGCGGCAGAUGGGCAUCAGGGUAACGGUGCGCCACGAGGAUGCGACGAGGCCGUCAGAGCCAUUGGACUCCCCGCCGGCGACCCGGGACAUCCUCCUCGGCGGGCUGCUCUCGCCGGACAUCGACGAGAACUCCUGCCUGAGCCGGUACCUGUCGUCACUCUACCGCAAGCCGUCGCCGCACUCGCCGUCGCCGUACCUCGUCUCCCGGCUCCGCAAGUACGAGGCGCUCCACCGCAGGUGCGGCCCGGGCGCUCUCUUCUACGACAAGUCCCUGGCGCAGCUCGCCUCCGCCCACAGAAGCAUGGGCCUCGUCGAGUGCAACUACCUCGUGUGGACGCCCGUCGGCCACCUUGGUGACCGCAUGCUCUCCAUGGCGUCCGCCUUCCUCUACGCGCUUCUCACCCACCGCGUCUUCCUCGUGGACAUGACGAAGGAUAUGGCCGGCCUCUUCUGCGAGCCCUUCCCCGGCGCGUCCUGGGAGCUCCCACCUGGCUUCCCCGUGCAGAACCUCACGCAGCUCCGCCGCGGCAGCGAGCACAGCUACGCGAACCUACUCAGGGCGAAGAAGAUCGAGAACGGCGACCCCGCCGUGCGGUCCGAGUCGCUGCCGUCGUACGCGUACGUCCACCUGGAGCACGACUACAAGCAACAAGACCAACUCUUCUUCUGCGACGACGAUCAGACCGUGCUGGGGAAGGUGAACUGGCUGAUCCUGCGCUCCAACCUCUACUUCGCGCCGGUGCUGUUCCUCGUGCCGCACUUCGAGGACGAGCUCCGGUGGAUGUUCCCUGCGACGGACACAGUGUUCCAUCACAUCGGGAGGUACCUGCUCCACCCGUCGAACAAGGUGUGGAAGCUCAUCACGGGGUAUUACACGUCGUACAUGGAUAAGUUUGAAGAGAAGAUCGGGCUUCAGAUCACGACCCUCACGUGGAACCCCGUGUCGACGGAGGCGUACUUCAAGCAGAUCAUGGCUUGCACGAGUCAUAAGAAGAUCCUGCCCGAGGUCGACCCCGAGGCGGCGUCGAGCGAGCACGAGGUGACCGCGACGACGUCGAAGGCUGUGCUCGUCAGCUCGACGCAGCCAGAGUACGCCGAGAGGCUGAAGUCGAUGUACUACGAGCAUACGACGGUGACCGGCGAGGCCGUCAGCGUGCUGCAGUCGGACGCCGGGACGCAGCCGCGCAAGCAGAAGGUGCUGGCGGAGAUGUUCCUGCAGAGCUACUGCGACGUGUUGGUGGUGAGCGGCUGGUCCACUGUGGGGUACGUCGGCCACAGCCUCGCCGGGGUGAAGCCGUGGCUUCUGAUGUCGCCGAGGGACCAGACGGCGGACAGACCCCCCUGCGUCCGGACAACGUCGAUGGAGCCGUGCUUCCACGCGGCGCCGAGCUAUGACUGCAGGGCCAAGAAGGACGGGGACCUCGGCGCCGUUCUCCAGCAUGUCCGGCACUGCGAGGAUGUGGUCGACGGCCUCAAACUGUUUGACUGAUUUUGGUACAGUUUGAUCAGAUCAGGCAAGUUUUUUUGUUGUUGUUCCAGAAGUCAAAAAAAGAAGGCAAGAGCAGUUUCAGAAUAAUUUAAAAGUAUAGAUCGAUCCAGAUGUAUGUAGAAAUA
Phragmites australis (common reed) is the source of this 1772-nucleotide messenger RNA. RefSeq names its product probable fucosyltransferase 7. The transcript has 2 exons. Bases 1 to 1647 code for a protein of 548 amino acids. The record is from RefSeq and is a predicted model, not a curated record. Lineage: Eukaryota; Viridiplantae; Streptophyta; Magnoliopsida; Poales; Poaceae. Gene Ontology annotation, molecular function: galactoside 2-alpha-L-fucosyltransferase activity. Gene Ontology annotation, cellular component: Golgi apparatus; membrane. Gene Ontology annotation, biological process: xyloglucan biosynthetic process; cell wall biogenesis.